AUGAUAGAAGAUGCAGACGAUUCUUAUAAUGUAGACAAUGAUUUAGCAACAAUAUGCAACUUAGUGGGCACGCMACAUCUAUCUGAAAAUUCGGUUUCGACUGAAAAAUCUUUGGACUGUCGUAUUAUUGAAAAAGGUGAAACUCAUAUUGAUACAAAAUUACCCGUAAAAGUUGAUAUUGUAGAAACUAUGCAAAAUUCUGAAAAAAUUGAUGAAGAAGAAAUAAUAACUUGGUUAACUUGUGCAGGUCAGUUGAAAUUACUUAUUAAUGAAAUGAAGGAAUGCGAUUUUCUUUUGGAUAAAAUUAAAACUGAAACAUUUCCCAACCCAGUUUUAUUUUUAAUUAAUGGCGUUCAGAAAGUAAAAACUAUUCAAAACAUAGCUGACAUUUUUUUUAAACAUGCAUCAGAUAUUUUAACACAAACUACCAGCAAUAAUGCGACUGAUAUUUUAUAUGAUCAAACCGAAUACAAUGGCUUAAUCGAUCAUGAUCCAGGUAAACGAGAAAAAACUGUAACUAGUUCACAGAGACAUUAUUUAAUUUCAUUAGGACCUCAUCAGCCUAAACUUACAUCAUAUCCCAGAAACGAAAGUAUCAGUACGAACAAACAACGGCAAUUUUCUUCACGUUGGUAUAUUGAGUUUCCUUUGUUGGAAUAUAGUGUUGAAAAAGACUCGGCUUAUUGCUUUGUAUGCUUUUUAUUUCCAAAUGGUCCGGAUCGAGAAUUUUCUGAUAAUGCUUGGGUCACUGAAGGCGUUAGGGUUUGGCACAAAAUGAAAAGUAGGGGUAAAAAUAAACCAGGGAAACUUUCCGAGCAUUUCUCUUGUUUAGCUCAUAAAGCUGCAUUAAGAGACUACUGUAAUUUUAUGAAGACAUCUUGUCAUAUUGAUGUUUUAUUUGAUCAAGCAAAUCGAGAAAAGUCAAUUCAAAUUCAGCAUGAGCGCGAGUAUAAUAAUCAAGUUAUUAAAAUUCUUAUGGAAACAGCUCGUACGUUAGCUCGGCAAGGGUUGGCAUUUAGAGGAGAUGGUGAUGAUAAAAAUGGGAAUUUCAUUCAAAUCAUAGAAUUAAUUUCCAGACAUUGUGGAAUUAUGAAAAGAUGGUUGGAUAAUAAAUCUAUGAGACCAUAUCAUGUGACCUAUCUCGGUUCUAGAUCUCAAAAUGAAUUCAUAGAACUUCUAUUUUCAGAAACUAGAAAUCGAGUAAUCGAAGAGGUAAAAAAUGCGGAAAUUUAUUCAGUUCUGGCAGACACGACUCCUGAUAUUACCCAUCAAGAUAGAUUGGCGUUAUGUGUACGUUACGUUGAUAAUAAUGGGAAAGUAAAAGAGAGACUUCUUGAAAUUAAUGAAUGUACGGAUAAAACUGAAUUUGGGAUUGCUAAGAAUAUUUACGAUACCUUAGUAAGAAACGAAUUAAAUCCAGACUUCAUCGCUUUUCAGUCUUAUGAUUUUGCCUCAAGCAUGUCUGGCCAAUUCCAUGGUACGCAAAAAGAACUUUCAAGACUGGCCAAUCACCAUAUACCUUAUAUCCCAUGUCAAGCGCACCGUAUUAAUACCUUUUUAGAACAUGGCUGCAAUGCUAGUGUCAUAAUACUAAACUUAAUUGGUAACCUAGAGAGUCUAUAUGUUUUUUUUUAA
Messenger RNA from Diuraphis noxia (Russian wheat aphid), 1635 nucleotides. RefSeq lists its product as uncharacterized. NCBI's taxonomy places the organism in Eukaryota, Metazoa, Arthropoda, Insecta, Hemiptera, Aphididae. The record is from RefSeq and is a predicted model, not a curated record.